Messenger RNA from Larimichthys crocea (large yellow croaker), 393 nucleotides. It is a transcript of the gene lyset, whose product is annotated as transmembrane protein 251. Lineage: Eukaryota; Metazoa; Chordata; Actinopteri; Sciaenidae. Bases 1 to 393 code for a protein of 130 amino acids. The record is from RefSeq and is a predicted model, not a curated record. The transcript has a single exon.
AUGAUGAACUUCCGUCAGCGGAUGGGUUGGGUGGGCGUGGCUCUCUACCUGAUGCUCAGCGUCAUGGCGGUGUAUUACGUCUUUGAGGUACACAGCUUCAGUUUGGAGCACGUGCAGAGAGGCGGGGCCAGCCCCUCUGCCCCGCCCCUCGUCAUCAGCUGGUCUCAGAGCAUCAGCGCUCGCCUGCCACCGCUUCCUGUCUGGAUGUGGGCGUCUGUCUUCCUGCUGCCGUACCUGCAGCUCUUCCUCUUCCUGUUUUCGUGUACGAGAGCUGACCCCAGAGCGCUCGGUUACUGCGUCCUUCCUGUCUGCCUUGCCCUGCUCUGCAGCCGCCGCCGGCACGCUGCCAACAAACAGGCCAAUCAGAGAGGCCCGCCACUCAUCCACACAUAG